Molecule: messenger RNA, 1353 nt
Organism: Phytophthora nicotianae INRA-310
Lineage: Eukaryota; Oomycota; Peronosporomycetes; Peronosporales; Peronosporaceae
Exons: 1
Coding region: 1-1353 (450 amino acids)
Biological process (GO): polysaccharide biosynthetic process
Cellular component (GO): membrane
Molecular function (GO): acyltransferase activity, transferring groups other than amino-acyl groups
Source: RefSeq, a predicted model, not a curated record
AUGAUGCAUGCAAUCCAAGUCAUCGAAGACGACGGGACCAAACAGGAGGUGCCGCUGCAAGAGAAGGCUUCCAAUACGACAAUCCACAACACGAAAAUAACCAAGGUUGAGGAAGGAUUCCCACGUAACAAGCCAAACGAACGUCCGUUGUCACCGGUGUCGAAGAUUCUGUUCUUGGAUGGAGUGCGUGGAGCUGCGGUAGUGUUUGUAGUGACCCAGCACUCUGGAUAUAUGCACGACAUCUUCAUGGGCGCUGUCGGUGUGGAUGCCUUCUUCGUCUUGUCUUCGUUCCUGUUGACCAUGAUUUUUAUGAAGAAAAGCAUCAAGUUGAUCGCCGAGGCGGCAUCCUACCGAAAGUGGGGGCUCACACUGAUCGACUAUUUCUCGAAGCGGUUCUUUCGAGUGUACCCGCUGUUCGCUCUGUUGUCAAUUACACUGUGGCUCAUGCCGUUCGAGUACAAGAAUCAGUACUAUUUAGUGAAGAAGCCCGAGGACUUUAAUCUGUUCCAAACUCUCACUUUUCAUCCGGAACAUCGACACUAUUUGCUGUGGACUCUACCCCUCGAGAUCUCGUACUACUUCAUCCUACCUGCGUUUGUUCUCGCCGUGCUCAAGAUGGGGCGUUUCUGGUGGAUGUCGUUCAUUCCACUGUAUGCCUGGGUCAUUCACGAGGGUCUAUACACGAUCCGAGACAACUUCUACCGUCAGCCUCUGAGCGCCCACCUGCCAACGUUUGUGGCAGGCUCGAUGGCUGCUGUCAUCUUCGUGAAGGUGGAUACGUGGAUUAAGUCCAGCGGCUUCAAGUUCCUCACUCCGCACAUUGUCGCGCUUCGAAUUGUGGAGGCAGUGUUGAUUGCAGCCUACCUUAGUGUAGUUUUUCGCGGUUUGUUCUUCAACUGGCUGGGUAUGCCACUACCGCCUGACACGCGGUAUAUCAUGCCGUUCACGAGCGUCAAGUUGUCACUGUUGAUUGUGAUCGAGAUGAUUCGGCCGUCCACUGUGGCAGAAAUCUUCGAAUGGGUCGUGCUACGCUACUUGGGCAAGAUCAGUUUCUCCGUUUACCUUCUGCACGUGUUCGUGAUCUUCACCAAGCCUAUCAAGUACCAAGCCAACUAUUACGACCGGACCUUCUCCAUCUUCGCUCUGGUGAUCAUGCUAGCGACAAUAUCGUAUCACCUCGUGGAAUAUCCGUCGCAGUUGCUGGCGCAGAGGAUUUCUCGCAAACUCGCAAGCCUCGCCGCGGGAGAACACGAGAAGGUAGCCGAACACAGUGACACUGACUCGGAAGAUGGAGACUCUGCUAAAUCUUCUGCUGGUUUAUUGCAGGGCAAGAGCGCUACGACAUCGGUUUAA